AUGCUGAAGCCACGGAUUUUGUUCUUCAAUCCUGUUCAGCAUGCACAUGAAGCAUACAAAGCGCUGGCCUCCGUGGCUCAGACAGAGGUGGUAGCUAGCAAGUCACGACAAGAAUUCUUCGAGGACGUUAAGCGCCGAUAUGCAGACAUUGCAGUCAUCUAUCGAACAUCUUCAAGUGGAGCUGUCGCUGGCCGUUUCGACGAGGAAUUUAUUCGAAAGCUACCCUCAACCUUGGGGGUGAUUUGCCACACAGGAGCUGGGUACGAUCAAAUCGACAUCGACGCUUGCACACAACGGGGCAUUCGAGUCACAUACGCGCCUGACCCUGUCACAAAUGCCACAGCUGAUUUGACCUUGUUCCUCAUUCUCGGAGCCGUUCGACAGCUGAAUCCAUCCUUGGUCUCAUUACGUCAAGGGCGUUUCAAGACAGGCCUUGGGUUCGGCCAUGAUCUUGCUGGAAAGACGCUGGGAAUCCUGGGUAUGGGCCGAAUUGGACGGGCGGUUAAAAAAAGGGCAGAACCCUUUGGCAUGAAAAUCAUUUACCAUAAUCGAAGUCGUUCAUACCAUCCCGAGUCAAUGGAUGCGGAGUGUGUCUCUUUCGACGAACUCUUAUCCGCAAGUCAUAUCAUAUCGAUCCAUGUACCCCUUCGAGAAGACACGCGUCAUAUGGUGGGCGCUGAGCAAUUACAAAGGAUGAAAAAUGGCGUGGUGAUUGUCAACACCUCUCGUGGUGCCGUGAUAGAUGAGGCCGCUUUAGCAGCUGCCCUUGACGCAGGAAAGGUGGCUGCGGUGGGCUUGGAUGUUUAUGAGCAUGAGCCAACUGUCCACCCUUCGCUCUUGAGGAAUGAUCGGGCGCUCCUUGUUCCACACUUAGGAACCCACACAAUUGAGACCUUGGCCGCGAUGGAAGGGCUUGCAAUGGAAAAUGCCAGGAGAGCUGUGACGAAACAACCACUUUUGACAAUUGUCCCUGAGCAGAAAGAAUUCGAGGAUUAUCUACAAAGCUUGGAGAAUGGCAAGGCUACGAAUACUGGGUGA
Messenger RNA from Rhinocladiella mackenziei CBS 650.93, 1038 nucleotides. RefSeq lists its product as uncharacterized. Gene Ontology annotation, cellular component: cytosol. The coding region runs from base 1 to 1038 and encodes 345 amino acids. Gene Ontology annotation, molecular function: NAD binding; hydroxypyruvate reductase [NAD(P)H] activity; glyoxylate reductase (NADPH) activity. The record is from RefSeq and is a predicted model, not a curated record. The transcript has 3 exons. NCBI's taxonomy places the organism in Eukaryota, Fungi, Ascomycota, Eurotiomycetes, Chaetothyriales, Herpotrichiellaceae.